UAGGGACAUUAAAACGAACGGUGGUCGCAGUUUGGUCUGAGGCGAACGAAUACAGGGAAGUGCAGGUGGCGGUGCGCCAAGAAAACGCCACGGGAUACCGCCUUUUCCCGGCCGACCACCGCCAAGGUAAAAAAGGGGAGGAAACGAUAGAUUCCGAAAACCCUAAAAGACUGGAAGGAAAGUUACGGUUUGUUAGAUAGAAAGAAGCCCACCAACCCUUUCUUUCCAUCUCCUUUUUUUCUCUAUCUUCCGGCCCGCAAACCUGGGGCGACGAACCUCGAGAUCGAACUGCUGCAGUUGCGUGGAUUGGUUUCGGGUUAUGGCCGGAAUGGAGGUCGAUUCACCGCCGGAGCGGAAUUCUCCGCGGGAGCCCCGACAUCGCAUCGUCCAGAGACUUGUUCAGCAAGGGGUUCCCCUGGAGUGUGUGGAACAGUCUCAAUGGGGACUUGUAACUUUUGUGAAGGAGAACAGAUCCUUUCUUCCAGAGAUCGUGUCUGCCAUCUUACCAACUGAUGUAGAUGUAUCUGAGCCUGGAAGAUCAUUUAAAUCAAGGACUGGAGGAAGCUCCAGUGUCAUCAAUGUUAAAGAAUUUGGUGAGAGCAUGUUGUGGUUACAAUGGCUCAUGUUUGAGGGUGAACCGCAGGCAUCUUUGCAGGAUUUGGCUCAAAAAGCUGCUGGCAAACGUGCUGUGUGUGGGGCUGUUUGGGGACAAAAUGAUCUGGCCUACCGCUGCCGAACAUGUGAGCAUGACCCAACCUGUGCAAUAUGCGUUCCAUGUUUCCAGAAUGGAAAUCACAAGGAUCAUGACUACUCCAUCAUGUACACUGGUGGUGGAUGCUGUGAUUGUGGAGAUAUUACCGCCUGGAAACGUGAAGGAUUUUGUUCAAAGCAUAAAGGCACGGAACAGAUCCUACCUCUCCCCGAGAAUUUAGCAAAUUCUGUGGGACCUGUUCUGGAUGCUCUUCUAGCAUGUUGGAAGGACAAGGUUUCAUUAGCAGAGCAUCAGAAGUGCCUCAGAGAAGGUGAUCACAGUGAUGUGUGUUGCAAGGUUGCAAAUAAGUUAAGUUAUGUGAUUGUUGAUAUGUUGCUUGACUUCUGCAAAUGUAGUGAAAGCCUUCUCAGUUUCAUCUCAAGAAGAAUGUUUCAGUGUAUUGGUUUAUUAGAUGUUCUUGUGAGGGCAGAGAGGUUUUUGGAUGACGAUGUUGUGAAAAAGCUUCAUGAGUUGCUCUUAAAAUUGCUUGGGGAACCUCUUUUCAAGUAUGAGUUUGCCAAAGCUUUCACGAGAUACUAUCCAGUGACUGUUAGUGAAAUCAUCAAAGAGCGUAGUGAUUCGAUGCUUGCAAAGUAUCCACUGCUAUCAACUUUCUCUGUGCAAAUAUUCACAGUGCCUACUCUGACACCACGACUUGUACGUGAAGUGAAUCUGUUGGGUGUACUUCUGGGAUGCUUGAGAGAUAUUUUUCUGUUUUGUGUUGGAGAAGAUAAUCGCAUACAGGUAAAUAAAUGGACGAAUCUGCAUGAAACGACAAUUCGUCUUGUCGAAGAUACACGGUAUGUUUUGAGCCAUGAGGAGGUUCCCAAAUACAUUGCUCAUGAGAGGCCUGAUAUUUCAAGAACUUGGAUCAAACUUUUAAGUCUUGUACAAGGCAUGGAUGCUCUAAAGAGAGCGACACGUCUUCACACUGAAGAAGAAAAUGAACAUCUGCCUGCACCAUUUGGUUUGGGGCACUUUCUCGGCCAUGUCAAUACUCUUUUGGUGCCAGGAGCAUUAUCUGUUGUUGAGUCUAAAGAAAUAAAGGAUGUUAUUGGAAUACAAGGUUUGAAUGACAGUGAUAGUCUGCGCAAUAUAAAAGUGGGAAGGAUUUCUCAAGAAUGCUCUACAAGCAGUUUAAGCAGCAGAAACAGCGGAUUGGAGUUUGGAUUGCAAUAUCAUGAUGUAAAUAUUGAUAUACGGAAUCACCUGUCUAUUCCAUCUUCUGCCAUAUGGUUGAUUUUUGAAUGCCUAAAGGCUCUUGAGGGAUGUUUGGAACCAGAAACUGCUCCAAGGAAUAAUUCCUUUUCUUCUGAUGCUCUUAAUAGCGGUGGUUAUAAUCUCUCGACUUUGAGAAGGAAAUUGUUUAGGAGAAAGAAGAGCACAAAUAGUAACAAGGUUUACAGGACAUCUGUGUCUAGGGAGCGUAUUGAUGGAGAUCAAGUGCCUACACCUAGCAAGCUUCAUGAGAGACAUGGUCAUCCCCUUAUUCAUGGUGUGACUGAUGGUAAUUCAAUGGAUGUUGAUGGCACUGCAGACAUGUAUACUGAACAUGCUUCUACAAGUGGAUUGUCAGAUGAUAGUCUUCUGGAGGUGGACCUUGGAACAGAAUUGGAAGCAUUGGGUUUGUUGAAUAUGGCUGAUUGGCCUGAUAUAGUUUAUGAUGUCAGUUCACAGGAAAUAUCGUUUCACAUUCCUUUACAUCGUUUGCUUUCAUUGCUAUUGCGAGAAGCAAUGAAAACUUGUUAUGGUGAAACUGAAAAGCUGGAGAAGGCAAUUGUGAUUUCUUCGCUACCUUCAUCAGCACAUCACCAUGAAUUUUUUGGGCAGGUUUUGGGUAGUUUACAGCCCUGUGGAUUUUCUGCUUUUGUGAUGGAGCAUCCACUAAGGUUGAGGGUAUUUUGUGCUCAAGUGCGUGCAGGCAUGUGGCGUAAAAAUGGUGAUGCUGCCAUAUUAAGUGCUGAGUGGUAUCGUUCUGUCCAGUGGUUUGAGCAAGGGCAAGAAUCUGAUCUUUUUUUGUUGCAAUGCUGUGCUGCAUUAGCUCCUCCAGAGUUGUUUGUCAGGAGAAUUCAAGAAAGAUUUGGUUUAUCAAAUUUCACAUCUCUGAAUCUUGCAGAGCAUAAUGAGUAUGAGCCAGUUCUGGUGCAGGAAAUGCUCACUUUGAUCAUUCAAAUAGUCAAAGAACGACGUUUUUCUGGACUUUCCCUCGUUGAAAAUUUGAAGAGAGAGUUGGUCUAUAAGCUAGCUACUGGAGAUGCUACUCAUAGCCAGCUCGUAAAAGCUCUUCCUCGUGAUCUUUCAAAGAGUAACCAGCUUCAAAAUGUUGUUGAUAUGCUUGCAGUGUAUUCAAAUCCAUCUGGCAUGAAGCAGGGUAAAUAUUCUCUUCGUAAGGCUUACUGGAAAGAAUUGGAUCUGUAUCAUCCCCGCUGGAAUUAUAGGGAUUUGCAAGUCGCAGAGGAGAGAUAUUUCCAGUUCUGCAAAAUUUCUGCACUUAAUGUUCAGCUUCCUCGAUGGACUGCUGUCUUUGAACCCUUGACCACAAUUUCUAGAAUUGCUACAUCAAAAGUAGUUCUUGAAAUUGUCCGUGCGGUUCUAUUUUAUGCUGUUUCGACAGUGUCUCGUACUCCUGACAGUGUUCUCAUAACAGCAUUGCACUUACUUUCUUUAGCAUUAGAUAUUUGCGAUUCACAGACUCAUGAUAAUCGGUCUUGCAUAAGCUUUUCAGAAGGUUGUUUUCCUAUAUUGACUUAUGCUAGUGAAGAGUUUGGUAUAGGUGCCACUAAUGAGUCUAUUUUCUGGAAGAAUCAAAGCUUGUUGUCACUGCUAGUUUCAUUAAUGAGGAUGCAUAAGGAAGAAAGGGAUAACAGUUUUUCUGAGACAAGGCAGUGUAACAUUUCUUCUCUGAUUGAGAAUUUAUUGAAGAGGUUUGCUCAGCUGAGUACUGAUUGCAUGGAUGUUCUGAAGCAACUGGCGCCAGAUAUGGUCCAUCAAAUGCUUCAGCAGUUCCCCGAUCCCACCAUUCAGAAUUCCGCAUCAUCUUCUGAUGCUGAGGAGCGUAGGGCAAAAGCACGAGAGCAUCAGGCUGCCAUAAUGGCAAAAAUGAGAGCGGAACAAUCAAGAUUUAUCGCCAGCCUUAAGUCCAUGACAAAUGAUGAACCAGAUGUUCCGAUAUCCAAGCAGGAAGUGUCAAAUCCAGAAGUUGAUCAUGUCCCUGAGGAAUCAUCACCACUUUGCGCCCUUUGUCAUGAUCCAGAUUCCCAGAGUCCUUUAUGCUUCCUGAUUCUUCUCCAGAAAUCUCGGCUUACAAGUUUUGUCGAGAGAGGUCCACCAUCAUGGGAAAAUGGAGGCCAGUUGGAUAAGGAGAUAAAACCAGUUGGAAAAGAAGGGCUUGUUAAUGCAUCUAGUGGUGACUCAAGCAGUCCAGCGCAAUUAGUUCAGGCAGCGGGCCUUGAUUUUUCCAUUGAUAUAGAACCUGCAGAAGGUGAUGCAUUUCUAUACUUUUUUAAAGAACGGUUUCCCGAUAUUAGAAAUCAACUACCUGCUGUAUCAUGUGAUACUGGCACAGACACAUUGUCGAUUGAGAUGAUGGAGGAUGAAAUCUAUCAGUCUAUUAUAGGGGAUAUACGUAAUAUUGAAUUCCAUUCAGAGGCACUGGAUGGUGAACAGACAUGUUCUACUUUUCAUGUUCCAGUAGUUUCAAAGAAAAACAGAAACAUAAGGUCUUCUGUGCUUGGAGAGUGCAUUGCAUUUUUGUCAAGAGAAACUUCAAGACGUCACUCUUCCAUUCAUAAUUUGCAACAUCUUGAAAAUUUAUCGUCAAUGCCUACUUCUUCAACUGCCAAAUUCAAUAGAUUUGGUCCAAGCAAUUGUGAUGGGAUUCAUCUUUCUUCCUGUGGGCAUGCUGUGCAUCAGGAGUGUCAUGAUCGAUAUCUGUCAUCCUUGAAACAACGACGGAGGCUUGGUUUUGAGGGAGUCCACAUUGUCGACCCAGAUCUGGGAGAGUUACUUUGUCCAGUAUGUCGCAGAUUUGCAAACUCUAUCCUCCCUGCGUUCCCUUAUACUUCUAAUAAAGCUUGGAGGAAGACAGCAUCAUCAGUCAAUAGUGCAACACAGACUAAUUUAUUGUCAAUCUCAUCAGAUCUGGUUGGUGGCAUUUUACGCCUUCCCCUUGCAUUAUCCAUUCUUCAAAGCACAGCAAAAAUGGUUGGACAAAACAGAUUCCUAAAAGCCUACUCUGGAAAGCCGAGGGAAACCAUAGAACCAGCUUUGGAGCCUGCACUGCGAAAAUUGUUUAUGCUGUAUUAUCCUCACAGUUAUAGUAGCUUGUCAGCAUCUGGCUGGCUCAGUCAUUCUCUGAUUCUCUGGGACACACUCAAGUACUCUAUUAUGUCUACAGAAAUUGCUGCUCGUGGGAGGCCAAACAUGUAUUCCGCUGGUUCAAACUCUUGCCUUGAAUCUUUAUAUGGUGAACUCCGUUCUUCUAGUGGAUCCAUAUUGUCAUUCCUACUUCAUGUUGCUCAAUCUGCUCGCAGUUCAAAUUGUCUAGAAGUGCUUCUGAGGUUCAGAGGCAUUCAACUUCUAGCGGGGUCAAUUUGUUCUGCUGUGUCAGGGGAUAGUAAUUUGUCAAAUGCUGAUGAGCCAAGAGGUACAUUCUCUUCCAUGCUGGAAUGCUCUGACAAGGGUGCAACAUUUCCCGACGCUCAGUUUUGGAAACAAGCUGCUGAUCCUAUUCUUGCACAGGAUUCAUUUUCUUCGUUAAUGUCGGUCCUUUUUUGCCUUCCACUUCCAUUUAUGUCGUCCAGUGAAUGCUUCAUCCCUUUUGUGCAUCUCUUCUAUGCAGUUUGUGUUGUUCAGGCUUUGAUUGCAUGCUAUAGCAAACAUGGUUUUGACAUAUCGAGCUUUGGUGAUGGCCUUCUUAAUAAUAUUUGCAAGAGUAUGGCAGAAUCUGUACUUGUUCGACAGUAUUUUGUCUCAAAUUAUGUUGAUACGUCUUGUCUUCCAAAGGAUAUGAUCCGCAGAUUAACAUUUCCUUAUCUAAGAAGAUGUGCAUUACUCUGGGAAUUGCUAAAAUCCUCAACAUUGGCCCCACUCUAUGAUAGUUCCAAUACUUGGGAAUGGUCGAAUCUUCGUACAAACAAUGAUGCAUUAGAUGCUACUAACCACCUCACUAUAGAGCUUAAUGGAAUAAAGGAAUUGGAGGAUAUGCUUCAGAUUCCCUCAUUGGAAUUAGUUCUGAAAGAUGAGGUUGUGCAUGCUUUAUCCUUAAAAUGGUCCAAGCAUUUCUGCGAGGUGUUCAGAAUUCGUAAACAUAGAGGUGUCUUAUUUUCCACUCCAGCGGUUCCCUUUAAGUUGAUGCAAUUACCUCGGCUUUACCAGGAUCUUUUGCAAAGGUAUGUAAAGCUACAAUGCUUCAUUUGCAAGGCUAUCCCGGAAGAACCUGCAUUGUGCUUGCUUUGUGGUAAAUUAUGCUCUUCAAACUGGAAGCCAUGCUGCGGGACAAGUAAAUGCCUAAAUCAUGCAGCGGUUUGUGGUGCUGGUAUAGGUGUAUUUCUGUUGGUGAGGAAAACCAUAAUCUUGCUGCAGAGAUCAGCAAGGCAAGCCUUUUGGCCAUCUCUCUACUUGGAUGCCUUUGGUGAGGAGGAUCAUGAUGUGUGUCGAGGAAAGCCUUUAUAUUUGAGUGAGGCGCGCUACGCAGCUCUUGCAUAUUUGGUGGCGUCUCAUGGUCUUGAUCGGACUUCUGAAGUACUUCGCCAAACAACCAUUAGUUUUUUUGGCGCUGAUUAGAACUUUUGAAGAAACUCUUUUCAAAGGAAAAUGACAAGAUGGUUUCGUUUUAUUGGGAUUGAGUGGAAAACUGAAAUGCACAAAACAGGUUCGACUUCAUCCGGACGCCAAGAGUUACCUUUGGAGAGUUGAACCGUCCGCAGGGGAAGAGAGUGGAGCACUGAAAGGCUUUAUGCACGAUUCUAUGAUCACGAUAAUUUGCCAACAUUCUCAGUUCAUGCACGUCUACAAUCCCCAAGAGAGAGAGAGAGAGAGCCCCCUCUAAUCUAAUUUGUUCUCUCGCACACCUAAGCACUCCUGCAGCUGUGCAGGUUUUCUGGUCGGUGAUGCAAGCUGUACAAGCGGUUUCUGGGGUGGUGAUGGCUCAUGGGGCGUUUAAAGCACUUGUGGUUCUCAAAUGUAUAGUGAAAAAGCUGAGAUUGAUGUGCAUUAAAUCAUGGACAUGCUCAUGUUCAUUGGUAAGUUGGUAAUUGUGAAUCAAGCAUAUGAAUCUCAGCAUGUACAGUCGUGGAUGAACUCACGUAAGCAGUGCCGUCAAAAAUUUAAGCCGCCAAAGUUUGUAGCAUCUGUCUAGCUCUUUAAUUAAAAUUACGGGAGAUUUUAAAUUCCCAAGUGUUAUCUUCAUGAACUUCUAUUCGGUAACCGAUACCCGGUAUUCCAUCUAAUGAAAAUUAAAAGAUUGGUUAA
This is a messenger RNA of Elaeis guineensis (African oil palm), 7222 nucleotides long. Its product is annotated as E3 ubiquitin-protein ligase PRT6. NCBI's taxonomy places the organism in Eukaryota, Viridiplantae, Streptophyta, Magnoliopsida, Arecales, Arecaceae. Gene Ontology annotation, molecular function: ubiquitin protein ligase activity; zinc ion binding. The record is from RefSeq and is a predicted model, not a curated record. Gene Ontology annotation, biological process: ubiquitin-dependent protein catabolic process via the N-end rule pathway; protein ubiquitination. Gene Ontology annotation, cellular component: ubiquitin ligase complex; cytoplasm.